This is a messenger RNA of Sitodiplosis mosellana (orange wheat blossom midge), 1308 nucleotides long. It is a transcript of the gene pn, whose product is annotated as exopolyphosphatase PRUNE1. The transcript is spliced from 3 exons. Gene Ontology annotation, cellular component: cytoplasm. Bases 98 to 1228 code for a protein of 376 amino acids. Gene Ontology annotation, molecular function: exopolyphosphatase activity. Lineage: Eukaryota; Metazoa; Arthropoda; Insecta; Diptera; Cecidomyiidae. The record is from RefSeq and is a predicted model, not a curated record.
UUGUUUUGACAUUUCACAGCGCUGCACUCAGUCGGUCCGUUUGUCUGAGUAAAAUCUGUGCACAACCAACAAAAUUGAAUAGCAUUCAGAAAAAACAAUGAGUCGAAUUGGUUUGUUUGUUAAAGAGGCCAGAAAAUGGCUAAACUUAAAAGAUCCCGUAGUUUUUGUGCUCGGCAAUGAAAGUUGCGAUUUGGAUUCAGCCGUGUGUGCUGUAAGCUUAGCAUACUUUUAUAUGAAUACAAACAAACUGCCAGAUCAUCUGUUGAUCGACGGAAAGUGCCGAUUUUUACCUAUGAUGAACAUUCAUCGAACAAAUCUUCCGCUCAAAACUGAAGUGACCUAUUUCAUGCGCAAACACGGCAUUGACAUUGAUGACUUGGUUUGCAACAACGAAGUGUCGCAUGACUUAUUGAAUGUGUCCAAAUUCAUAUUGGUUGAUCAUCACAUCGCUACACCCAUAACCGCCAGUGAUAGAGUCAUUCAAAUCUUUGACCAUCGGCCAUUAGAUGCGAAAAAUGCCCACAUCCCGAAUGAAUGUAAAUCGAAAAUUCAAGAAGUUGGUUCGUGUGCCACAUUAAUAGCUGAUGAAAUUCGUGCGCUAGAGGGCUCGUUCGAGGAACACGAAUAUUUGGUCAGCUUUUUAAGAGGACCAAUCGUUUUAGACACCAUUAAUUUUUCUGAAUCAGCCGAUAAAGCCAGACCACUUGACAUUGAAAUCAAUGGAGAAAUCGAAAAAUCACUAGAUUCGAACGAAGAGGAUCGUUUGAAGCUAUUCAAGGAUUUGGUAAAAGCACGUAGUGACGUUAGUUCAUUAUCAGCUCUACAACUUUUGUCGAAGGAUUUGAAAGUAAUUUCAAAUAGCGAUAAAUCGUAUGUGGUAGCCAUUCCUGGAUUUCCAGUUUUAGUCGAGGACUACGUUAAAAAACAAAAUGCGUUGGAAAGUUUGCGGCAAUUUGGCAAGGAACGAAACUGUGAUAUUUUAGUGCUAAUGGGAAUGAAGGAGCUCGAAACCGGUGGUAUUCGGAGAGAUAUUGGAUUGUUACCAUUGCGCGACACUGAACAAACAAAUAAAGUGAUCAACGUGCUAUGCAUCACGAAUAGAGAAUACUUGGGGCUUACAAAUAAAACUUGUGAUCUAUUACAAGGCCGACUAUUCGAACAACAAAAUGUAAAGGCUUCACGCAAACAAAUCUUACCGAUCGUUCAAAAUGUAUUGGAUGAGAACUAAAAAGAGAUCUGCAUUCUGAAUCCUGUGACAAAACACAAUUAAAAAAAAAUGAAAAUUCAACAAGAAAAAAACUCGAGCAA